Phlebotomus papatasi is the source of this 1145-nucleotide messenger RNA. RefSeq names its product astacin-like. NCBI's taxonomy places the organism in Eukaryota, Metazoa, Arthropoda, Insecta, Diptera, Psychodidae. Gene Ontology annotation, biological process: proteolysis. The coding region runs from base 126 to 884 and encodes 252 amino acids. The transcript has 4 exons. Gene Ontology annotation, molecular function: zinc ion binding; metalloendopeptidase activity. The record is from RefSeq and is a predicted model, not a curated record.
GUGGUAAAGAAUGAAGAAUUGUUGUAUAAAAGAAGACACCUAAUGAGACAGCUUCUCAAAGAGUCUUGGAAUAUCGGGGAAAAAAAUUAAAUACGAAGGAAUAAGAGGAACAAGAGGUGGGCACAAUGAAAGUGUUUUCAGUGAUUGUGAUUUUUGGAGUGUUGGGACUUUCAACAGCCCUUCCUUUUGGUCGUCCGAAUGUACAAAACAUUACUGGACCAAAUGCCGACGAAAUGGGCGAGAACUUUGAGGGGGAUAUCAAAUUUGCGGCUGAUCAAGUGAUCUCGCCCCAUACUGGAAUCCUCGAUUCUUACUGGAGAUGGGAAAAUGCUGUUAUCCCCUAUGUCUUCGCCCCUGACUUCAAUUCUGCUCAUCGGGCAACAAUUACAGCCGGAAUGGCUGAAAUUCAAGCCUCAACUUGCGUGCGUUUUGUCCCACGAACCACCGAACGUGACUACUUAACCAUUCAGAACGCCAAUUCUGGCUGUUGGUCAUAUGUUGGACGUAUUCGCAAUGCCCAGAUCCUCAAUCUGUCCAUCCAAGCAGGAUGUGUGUCCAAAGGCAUUGCAACUCAUGAGCUCAUUCAUGCUGUGGGAUUCUUCCAUGCCCAGAGUGACGUCAACCGUGAUAAAUACGUUCGCAUCAAGUGGGAAAAUAUGAUGGAUGGAAAGGAGCAUAACUUUGAAGUGUACACCAACAGCUACGUCACUGACUACGGAGAGGGCUACGACUACGGUAGCAUCAUGCACUACGGACCAUAUGCCUUCUCCAAGAACUACCUUCCUACCAUUGAAGCUAUUUACAAUACUGGUGAGGUCAUGGGACAGCGUGAUAGAAUGAGCCAGAAGGAUAUCAACAAAAUCCGCAAAAUGUACAACUGCUAGGAGUAGUAGUCAAUCAAUCCGUAGCACAUUUACGUGAGACAAUAAAAAGAGAUUGCAUGCAAAAGGAAGGACUAGCAUUUCAUAAUUCAACAGAUGGUUCUCUUGCUUGCUGCCUAUUUGAAGACUUACAAUUUUUUUUUACAAUUAUAGUGGUUAAAUUUAAUAUAACUGAAACAAAAUCAUAGAAUCACCUGUAAAGUGAUUUAUUUCAAGACAAUAAACAAGAUAUUGAAGUUAGUUAAAUUCGAUAAAUUCUAAAAA